Letharia lupina is the source of this 711-nucleotide messenger RNA. RefSeq lists its product as uncharacterized. The transcript is spliced from 2 exons. Bases 1 to 711 code for a protein of 236 amino acids. The record is from RefSeq and is a predicted model, not a curated record. Lineage: Eukaryota; Fungi; Ascomycota; Lecanoromycetes; Lecanorales; Parmeliaceae.
AUGACGAUAGCACUACAAGACUUGGGAUACGGAGAGGUGUACCACAUGAGAUCCGCUUAUGCCAGCGAAAGGGAUGUUGAGCUAUGGAUACAAGCCUUGGAAGCGAAGUACGAAGGCAAAGGAUCCCCUUUGGGCAGGGAGCAAUGGGACUCAAUCCUCGGUCAUUGCGAGGCUACCACCGACAUCCCUGGUGCGUUCUUUGCCACAGAGCUGGUUGAGGCGUAUCCCGAGGCCAAAGUCAUCCUGACUACACGAACGCCGGAAAGCUGGCACGCGUCGAUGAUGCAGACUACCUGGGCAGUCUACCAAGACCGAGUGCGAUGGAUUGCUGCCAAGUUGGACGGUCCAACUUCACGACGCCGCCGCAUGAGCGACUUGUUUUUCCAGCAUUUCUUCGGUCACAAUUUUCCCCGUACUGGUAAAGAGGUCUUCAUUGAGCACAAUGUUGCUGUCCGGCGUCUUGUACCGGCCGAGCAUUUCCUGGAACAUCGGGCAACGGACGGCUGGGAGCCUUUAUGCAAAUUCCUUGGUAAAGCUGUUCCGCAAGACAAGGCAUACCCAAACACAAACGAUGUGAAGUCCUUCCGUUCGAGGUUCCAAGCAAUGAACAAAGGAAUUUUCAUCCAAGUCCUGACGUCGUUGGCCCCGAAGGCGGUACCGAUCGUAGCCAUCACUAGCAUAUUGUGCUGGAUGUUCUGGGCAAGUAUUUAG